Messenger RNA from Akanthomyces muscarius, 897 nucleotides. RefSeq lists its product as uncharacterized. The coding region runs from base 1 to 897 and encodes 298 amino acids. The transcript has 2 exons. Gene Ontology annotation, biological process: rRNA processing. The record is from RefSeq and is a predicted model, not a curated record. Gene Ontology annotation, molecular function: snoRNA binding; rRNA primary transcript binding. Gene Ontology annotation, cellular component: Mpp10 complex; small-subunit processome; nucleolus. NCBI's taxonomy places the organism in Eukaryota, Fungi, Ascomycota, Sordariomycetes, Hypocreales, Cordycipitaceae.
AUGAUGAUUCGCAAGCAAGCCAGGCAACGGAGAGACUAUCUCUACCGUCGCGCCGUCCUUCUACGAGAUGCCGAAAUCAGCGAGAAAAGAGCCAAAAUGAGGUCGUCCCUUGCAUCGGGCAAGCCUCUAGACCCUACCAUUGCAAACGAUAAAUCUCUCCGUAAAGACUACCAGUACGACGAGUCGGUCGAGAAGUCGACGGCGGAGGAGCUAGACCUAGACGACGAGUACGCCCAACUGUCUGGCAUUGUCGACCCGCGCAUCCUGGUCACGACCUCGCGCGACCCCUCCGCAAGACUGUCCGCAUUUGCCAAGGAAAUCCGCCUCCUGUUACCGACUGCGAUCCGAAUGAACCGUGGCAACCUCAUCCUGCCCGAGCUCGUGCGCUCGGCCAAGUCGUCUGGCCUGUCGGAUGUGAUUGUGCUGCACGAGCACAGAGGCACACCUACAGCGAUGACGCUUUCGCACUUUCCCCACGGCCCGACUGUGUCCUUUUCUCUCCACAACGUUGUGUUGCGACACGACAUUCCCGGCAGCGUGCGCGGCACCGUUAGCGAGUCGUAUCCCCACCUCAUCUUUGACGGAUUCACAACGCCGCUGGGCAAGCGUAUCGUCAAGGUGCUAAAACAUACCUUCCCGCCACGGGAGCCAAUCACUACUAAAAAUAAAAUGGGGAGCCGUGUGGUGACGUUUAAGAAUAUCGACGACAGCAUCGAGGUACGACACCACGUGUUUGUGCGCACUGGGUACGACAGCGUGGAGCUGGCAGAGGUUGGCCCGCGGAUGACAAUGCGACCUUUUGAGAUUCGUGCAGGCACAUUGGAAAAUAAGGAUGGUGACGUGGAGUGGCACUUGUCGCAGUUUACCCGGACGGCGAAGAAGAAGAAUUAUCUGUGA